AUGCACAGAUCCUUGAUCCAACAUGGACUGAAGCAAAGCUUUUGCACCGUUGCCGCUCCCCGCGGUCGCUCCCUUUGCUCCUCAACCACCCGGCUCAGCCAUUCUACCCGGCAACUCAAUGGAGGUGCAGGCUACUCGAACCAGAGAAGAGGGCCUGAGAAACCCGAAGAGCUCUCCUUGACGAACCUGAAAUUGCUUGAGAGUGCAAAGUUUCAAGGAUUUCCCCAUCUCGAGCACGCCGGGGGACGGCAGAAGGAGAAGGAUGAUGAUCAUGGCGUCGUCUGCAGUCGAAGCUCAUCAGCGGGUACGGCAUCGGAGGCCGAUUUUUGCCAGAGAAUAGAAAAUGCUGGAGUGCAGCAAAAUGCACAUCACAAGUCAGACAAGCCUUUAGAUCGAGGGAACAACCCUACGAGCUCGUCGGAAUAUUCGAACGAAGAAGAGCCCGGCGAUCGAAUCGAGCUUGUGCCCAGCGUAUCCCCCGGACCCCGAGCAGCCUCGAAUUUUCUCGGAGGCAAUACCUUGAGAACGCAGAAUGGUCAAGAGAAGACAGCAGUCACCGAAAGACCGUAUAUGAGGAGGCUCCGCAAACCAAAGCGCUUUCGAGAACUCUUAUUAGAGGCGAGAAGAUCGGGCGCGGACAGCACAACAAGCGUCGACUUGAACAGCGGCAAGCCCAAGAAGACAGUGAUCAGAAGCGGCUUAACAACAGCAGUCCUCGAAGCAGAACUGCGGUGGAUUGCGAGAAACACACCCCACCCGCGAGCCGUGCGCAACAUAUUGAGAGUCUUGCUUGAGGAGCGGAAAAUCAAGCCGACGCUGGAUCACUACGAAGCGCUUAUCCUGGGACAGUGUUUCCCGGAGUAUGGCUCCAUUGAGAACGUCAAGCUGGUUCUGCAAGAAAUGGAGAGAGAAAGUGUCCCGCUAGAAGUUCCCAUUCUCCUCGCAGCGUUGACAGUUCUCGCCGUACACCCCGACACAUAUCUCCGCGCAUCCCUCGUUUCACGCCUCGCUAAACAACAACUCCCCAUCCCUGACACCCACGCUCACCUAAACAUCCUCUCCUUAAUACGGGAGGGAGAAUUAGAACUCGCAACUGUCGAACUCGAAAAGCUUACUCAGAAAUCAUCGUUCGUGGGGGGAGGAAGGGACAGCACGUCCGUCCCGAAAUGGCUGUGGACUAUCUACAUCCACGCGAUCUGCGAUCUGCGGCAUGACUUCGACGCUCUUCUACAGCUUCUGUACAGGCUCUCUGACUCGGGUUUCCUCUUCCCGAGGCCGACGUUACUACACUUGCUCCUCAAAGCGAGUGAACACGGCGACCCGCACAUUACGAAAUUUAUCUGGUAUGGAUAUGUGACGGGAAUGCAUAUCAUUCCUAACGAAGACAUGUGCAUGUCGGUCUUGCGACUCGCCGCUCGGGAGAAAGAUGUGAAGCUGGCCGAAUCGGUUGCCGUGGUGCUGGAGAGUGUAGCGGGGAACAAGUCUACAGAUCCGCCGAGCUUGGUCGAUCAAAGACCCAUGUCGCGGCAGGAGGUGGCCAACUUGACGUUCGAUUCGCCUGAGCUUCUUGGACAUGAGCCGGAGGCUGAACAUCAUCGUCAGUAUUCAACUUGUGUUGGUAAGGACAGUGACAGUGACGGCGACGGCGACAGCGAUAUCCAAGUCUCCAUGAGCAUUGCCGACCCAACAUCAGGUUUUUCCGAACCUGCACAACCUCCUCUCCGACAGACUCAUACUGACCUGGCAAUCGCUUUCUCAACACCACCUGCCCUGCCCAAACCCUCCGACCUACCUCCCCGACCACGCCCUCUCCCUGCCGAAGCACUGUCCCUUCUUGCUGAGCUGGGAAUUACCGGUUUCGAGCCCACCACAGACGCCGACACCAGCAGCAAACGUUUCCGCUUCCGCAGUGGCAAACUCGUGGAAUCCGGCGGGCGAACCGGCCGGAGGAGAAGGAGGCCAGUCAGUGGUAUCUUGUACCCGUUGUUUAGGGAGGAGGCUGGGCUUUCUGGCGCGAGAUUUGAUCCGCGGCUGGCAUUGAUGCAAGGAUGGGACUGGAGAAAGAAAUAA
Molecule: messenger RNA, 2070 nt
Organism: Fonsecaea multimorphosa CBS 102226
Lineage: Eukaryota; Fungi; Ascomycota; Eurotiomycetes; Chaetothyriales; Herpotrichiellaceae
Exons: 1
Coding region: 1-2070 (689 amino acids)
Source: RefSeq, a predicted model, not a curated record